ACGGUGGCUGGCGCGGAUCAGGGUGGCGUGUGGCGCUGCAGCACCGGCUGGAAGGAGGGAGGAGGAUCCUUAAGAGUUCAGUGGCUGCGAGGCAUCACAGAGCAGGAAUGAUUGUGAACAGCCUCUCCCUGUGCUACCACAAUAAGCUCAUCUUAGCCCCGAUGGUUCGGGUGGGGACUCUGCCAAUGCGCCUCCUAGCCCUGGAUUAUGGAGCGGACAUUGUUUACUGUGAGGAGCUGAUUGACCUCAAGAUGCUCCAGUGCAAGCGAGUUGUAAACGAGGUGCUCAGCACAGUGGACUUUGUUGCUCCUGAUGACCGGGUAGUCUUCCGUACGUGUGAAAGAGAACAGAGCAGGGUGGUCUUCCAGAUGGUAAGAGACACCUCCCACUCCAGUGUUCAGCAUCCUCUCUGUUCCCUGGAAGUUCCUAAUUCACACUAUGUCUGCCAGUAUUGAAUGCCUGUACAUACCAUGCUGUACAAUGGUGGCAUCCUAUGAUUGACUUGAAUGUUUUCUAGAGAUCGGUUCUUGAUUGGGUACCAUGUUGGGGACUGUGGAAAUUAAGUUGUUGCAGUCAGUUUGAUGCCUGCAAUCUCAAACUUAUUUAAUUACGAAUUACCUGUUUGGCAUGAUUUCUGUAUUUUUUUAAUCAUUAGAACUGAUUAUUCUGAGCCGGGCGUGGUGGUGCACGCCUUUAAUCCCAGCACUUGGGAGGCAGAGGCAGGCGGAUUUCUGAGUUUGAGGCCAGCCUGGUCUCAAAGUGAGUUCCAGGACAGCCAGGGCAAUACAGAGAAACCCUGUCUCAAAAAACCAAAAAAAAAAAAUUUAUUUAUUAUAUGUAAGUACACUGUAGCUGUCUUCAGACACUCCAGAAGACGGCAUCAGAUUUUGUUAUGGAUGGUUGUGAGCCACCAUGUGGUUGCUGGGAUUUGAACUCUGGACCUUUGGAAGAGCAGUCGACGCUCAUAACCACUGAGCCAUCUCACCAGCCCCUUUAAAUAAAAUUUUAUUGCAUUACCUGUGUGUGUGUGUGUGUGUGUGUGUGUGUGUGUGUGUGUGUGUGUGUGUGUGUAUGUGUGUAUGCUUGGGCUAUAGUGUGUAUGUAGAGGUAAGGGGAUAACUUGCAAGAAUCAGUUCUGCCCUCUGUGUCCCAGUAAUUGAUCUCUCCUAAGUUGACAUUCUUGGCGGAAAGAGCCUUUUCCCACUGAGCAGUCUUGCUGGCCGCCACCUGGUUUUUAUGUGGGCGUCAGUGCUCUGAACUCUGACCUCGUGCUUGCAUAGCAAGUUCUUUAUUUACUGAGCCACCUCUCCAGCCCCUUGCAUUGUUUUUUAAUGUUUGAAAGUUACUGUGAUGUUAAUGAGAUUGUCUAGGCCUUCCAAGCCCAUCUUUUUCUUUGGUUGCUGAGUAAGUCUAGAGUACUGGUCUCUUAAACAAACAAACAAACAAACAAACACUGCUGAGUUACUGUUCCAGCCCUAAGUGGGCCUGAGUCUUAUACUUGCUGGCAUGUAUAUAUGCAUGCAUGCAUGCAUGUGUGUGUGUGUGUGUAAGAUACCAAUAGGUGUGUUUGUCUACAUGUGUGCACUUGUGUCAAGACAGGUUGAUGUAGCUUCUUGUGUUCCCAGGGGACUUCAGACGCAGAGCGAGCCCUUGCUGUGGCCAGGCUUGUGUAAGUUCUUCCCUCCGUGGGAAUGCCUCGUCUCUCCUGUAAGCUGUGAGACCUUCAUAGAAAAUGAUGUAGCUGGUAUUGAUGUCAACAUGGGCUGUCCAAAAGAGUAUUCCACUAAGGGAGGAAUGGGAGCCGCUCUGCUGUCAGACCCUGACAAGAUCGAGAAGAUCCUCAGCACUCUUGUUAAAGGGACACACAGACCUGUGACCUGUAAAAUCCGAAUCCUGCCCUCGCUGGAAGAUACCCUGAACUUGGUGAAGCGGAUAGAGAGGACUGGCAUUUCAGCCAUUGCAGUUCAUGGGAGGAAUCGUGACGAGCGACCUCAGCACCCGGUCAGCUGUGAAGUUAUAAGAGCCAUUGCUGAAACCCUCUCCAUUCCUGUCAUAGCCAACGGAGGAUCUCAUGACCAUAUCCAGCAACAUGUGGACAUAGAAGACUUUCGACAAGCCACGGCUGCCUCCUCUGUGAUGGUGGCUCGAGCAGCCAUGUGGAACCCCUCCAUCUUCCUCAAGGAUGGCCUUCGUCCCCUGGAGGAAGUCAUGCAGAAGUACAUCAGAUAUGCGGUGCAGUAUGAUAACCACUACACCAACACCAAGUACUGCUUGUGCCAAAUGCUGCGGGAACAGUUGGAGUCGCCCCAGGGAAGACUGCUUCAUGCUGCCCAGUCUUCCCAGGAAAUUUGUGAGGCCUUUGGCCUUGGUGCCUUCUAUGAGGAGACCAUUCGGGAGCUCGAUGCUCGGCGAGCUGACCUCCUGGCCAAGACUCCAGAGGCUGUUGAGGAGCCAGCUGAAGAUACUUCUGGCAUCAUUAAAAUGGCUAUCAGGUUUGACCGGAGAGCAUAUCCACCCCAGAUCACUCCCAAGAUGUGCCUGCUGGAAUGGUGUCGGAGGGAGAAGCUGCCACAACCUGUGUAUGAAACAGUUCAGCGAACUAUAGAUCGCAUGUUUUGCUCUGUUGUCACUGUUGCGGAACAAAAGUACCAGUCCACCUUGUGGGACAAGUCCAAGAAACUGGCGGAGCAGACUGCAGCAAUUGUGUGUCUUAGGAGCCAGGGCCUCCCUGAGGGUCGGCUGGGUGAGGAGAGUCCCUCCUUGAACAAGCGCAAGCGAGAGGCCCCUGACCAAGACCCUGGGGGCCCAAGAGUUCAGGAGCCAGCACUACCUGGGGAGAUAUGCAAGAAGCCAUUUGUAACCUUGGACAGUAGUGAGGAGAAUCUUCUGGAAGGCUGCUGACUCCUGCUCUGGCUGACAGUGUGUGGGACUGAUGUGAAGGGGUGAUGGGUGCCAGGACCUAAACCAGGUGCCCUUGGACAGUUUGCUGGCCGUUGACAUGCAAACCUAGAGGUCUUGGCCCAGGUCAUCAGUCUGAAACAAGUGCCAAGAAAUGCCCAAGGGUAAUACUGUCUCUCAUAUGUCUGAUGGCCAAUCCAAGUUCCUAAUGACCUGAGUGUGUCUUUGAAAAUGAGGUUUUUAGGCCUCACUUCCAACUUGACAUUGGUAUCGUGCAAUAAAGACUCUCACCCAAGGCCA
Mus musculus (house mouse) is the source of this 3198-nucleotide messenger RNA. RefSeq names its product dihydrouridine synthase 2 (gene Dus2). The coding region runs from base 1507 to 2901 and encodes 464 amino acids. Gene Ontology annotation, molecular function: FMN binding; tRNA binding; tRNA dihydrouridine synthase activity. Gene Ontology annotation, biological process: antiviral innate immune response; tRNA dihydrouridine synthesis; tRNA processing. The transcript has 15 exons. NCBI's taxonomy places the organism in Eukaryota, Metazoa, Chordata, Mammalia, Rodentia, Muridae. Gene Ontology annotation, cellular component: cytosol; endoplasmic reticulum; cytoplasm. The record is from RefSeq and is a predicted model, not a curated record.